AUGGCGAGCAGCAAUGGCUGCUUUGAGGGCGCGGCAAUGUUCGCCUUCGACCCCGCGCCUGGGAAGGAUUUGCCCCCCGAGGUUUUCAGACAGCCAAUUUCAGAGGAUCUCUCCGAGGCUGUGACUGCAAGGCUGAAUCCUCCACCUUGUAUGACACGCAGUGCAUCAGAGGUGAUGAAAAAUCCAGGACCUUUUCUUUUUGAAGGAGCUGACACCACUGCAUUUUCAGCCCUUCCCUCACAGAAAGACCUGGAUCUGAUUGAAAGAUACAAACAGGGAGUAAUAAACUCAGUAUCUGCCUUGCAUCUGUAUGCCAAAAUGCACCAACUGCAGCUUGAAUUGAAAGAAACCAGCGUGGCAGGUGAUGUCAUAAGGCCUUAUUUUGCCUUUUGUGCUGUGAUAAAUGGUGUUUGCUACAAGACUGGACUGGGAAAGAACAAGAAGGAAUCUAAAUUAAAUGCAGCUAAACUGGCUCUUGCUGAGCUACUUAACUUGGAGAAUACAGGGGCAAAAUGUUUUCAAGAUUCAGAUUUUCCCUGUGUUCCUCCUGAGCCCCGACCUCCAGGAAACUCUGCUUGUGUUUCAAGGACUGGAGGAGAACAUACCUAUCAAAAACUCUCACAAAUGCUUGAGGAAGUGUUUAACCGCCUGACUGCCCAACACCCCGAGUACCAAAGCUGUGGCAGUUCUCUGGCUGCCUUCAUCAUUGAAAAGGGUGGGCAGCAUGAGGUGGUAGCUCUGGGGACAGGAGAAUGCAACUACAGCCGGCGCUUUGAGUCCUGUGGGAGGCUCUUGCACGACAGCCAUGCUAUUGUCACUGCUAGGCGUUCCCUGCUCAGAUAUUUGUACAGGCAUCUUUUGCUGUUCUAUAACAAAAAUCCAGCCAAGGCAGAGAGAUCCAUAUUUUGCACAGCACCAGGCUCAAAGCUGCUUACCUUAAAGCAAAAUAUAACUCUUACUCUGUACAUGAAUCAGCUUCCAAAAGGAACUGCUCAGUUAAAAUCAGAGGUGCAUCUCAGUCCCCAUUCUAUAUCUGCUUACGAAGCCAGUGAAGAACUGAGUCUGCACGUUGCUUUAGAAGGCAGAAUUUACCUGGCUGUUUGCUCUCCCCCCAAGACUGUCAGGGUGAGCAGCAUGUCAGCUGGUGACAAACUGACCAAGUGGGAGGUGGUUGGUCUUCAGGGAGCCUUGCUGAGCCACUUCAUCGAACCCGUGUACAUCAGCAACAUUCUUGUGGGAAAUGGAAGUUGUAAGGAUACAAAAGGACUGGACAUAACCAUAAAGCAGCGUCUAGAUGAUGAACUUACUUCAAAGCUUCCCAUGCAUUACCUGGUCAAUAGAUCUCAUAUUUACUUGGUGAAGGCUGCAGUACUAAUCCAAACAGAUCUGAACCAGUGGUCACUUAGUUUGAAUUGGACAUUGUCAGAUGCAUCUCUGGAGGUUGUGGAUGGAUUAAGUGGGAAAACCACUGAAAGCUCCCCGUUCCGCAGCGGCACCUGCCUGGCCAGCCGCCUGUGCAAGGCCGCCAUGUUCAGCCGCUUCAGGAUGCUCGCCAGGGAAGCAGGACGGGGUGACCUGCUCCAGUUUGCAACAUACCAUGAGGCAAAGGUUAAAUCUCAGUUGUACCAAGAAGCUAAAAGCUUGCUGCAGAGCUACUUAGAGCAGCACAGUUAUGGAUCGUGGAUUGUGAAGUCGCCACAUAUUGAACAGUUCAGUGAUUGAUGGAGGUGGAUUAAAUGUUAAGUCCGUUUGAAUGAUCUGUUUCAGUAAAUGGAGUUCCAAGUAGUAAAAUGUUCAACCUGGAAGUUUGUAGUUACAGGAAGAAAAUUCCAGAACUGUUUAUUGUCAGUUUAAAUGUAGUUAUUAAACCACCUGUAAUAGUUGGUCUUUUCCCAAAAUUGAUGUUUUCUCAUAGGUGGGAGUAACCUACUGCUUUGUAAAUCUUUGUUCUGCUUUGACCCACAGUGCCACCUCAUUUCAGCUCACUGACCCUGACUCCUACACAUCCCCACCCUGUGGAAUUAACAUGGGUUUUUCCUGAUAGUUUCAGAAUUUCUGUACAUUGAUUUAUACUUUUUCCUCCCUUUCUCAUAACUUUAGAAAAGAAAAUAUCAGUAAAAGCUGGAU
Molecule: messenger RNA, 2127 nt
Organism: Lonchura striata (white-rumped munia)
Lineage: Eukaryota; Metazoa; Chordata; Aves; Passeriformes; Estrildidae
Gene: ADAD1
Product: adenosine deaminase domain containing 1
Biological process (GO): RNA processing; adenosine to inosine editing
Cellular component (GO): nucleolus; cytoplasm
Molecular function (GO): adenosine deaminase activity; tRNA-specific adenosine deaminase activity; double-stranded RNA binding
Source: RefSeq, a predicted model, not a curated record